Messenger RNA from Acanthosepion pharaonis, 2142 nucleotides. The record is from the annotation of a GenBank genome assembly. NCBI's taxonomy places the organism in Eukaryota, Metazoa, Mollusca, Cephalopoda, Sepiida, Sepiidae.
AUGAUCUCUUCUUAUGUCACUCUGUUCCUAUCUAUCUAUCUAUCUAUCUAUCUAUCUAUCUAUCUAUCUAUCUAUCUAAGUCUGAUUCUUUCUCUCUUUCUUACUUCCUUUCUUUCUAUCUAUCUAUUCGCUUUUCUUUUCUUUUUCAUUGCUUUCUUUUUCAGCAAUAUUACAAAGAUCAAAAGUGCCAAACAACUGAAGACGCUGCCGAUUUUAUCUACUGAUCUUUCUCUUUACCCACUCACCGCCAUUCUUUGUCUUUCUAUCUUUUCCCCGAUUGCCACCAAUUAUUUCAUUCUCUUUUAUACUGAAAAUUCCCUCUCUGAUUUCACUUUAAUCAUUCAGUAUUUUCUCUUUCUCACUAUUUUAUUUUCUGUCAAUCUUCCUGCCGAUCUUUGUUGCUAUCUCUCUUCGCGCUUUCGUAACACUCUCAUUAUCUAUCUAUCGGAGUCUGUUCCUAUCUAUCUAUCUAUCUAUCUAUUUAUCUAUCUAUCUAUCUAUCUAUCUAUCUAUCUCAGUCUGCUUCAAUCUAUAGCAGUCUGUUCAUAUCUAUCUAUCUAUCUAUCUAUCUAUCUAUCUAUCUAUCUAUCUAUCUAUCUAUCCCAGUCUGUUCGUAUCUAUCUAUCUAUCUAUCUAUCUAUCUAUCUAUCUAUCUAUCUAUCUAUCUAUCUAUCUAUCUAUCUAUCUAUCUAUCUAUCUAUCUUCAAUCUAUCUCAGUCUGUUUCAAUCUAUAGCAGUGUUCAUAUCUAUCUAUCUAUCUAUCUAUCUAUCUAUCUAUCUAUCUAUCUAUCUAUCCCAGUCUGUUCGUAUCUAUCAUCUAUCUAUCUAUCUAUCUAUCUAUCUAUCUAUCCCAGUCUGUUCGUAUCUCUAUCUAUCCCAGUCUGUUCGUAUCUAUCUAUCUAUCUGUUCGUAUCUAUCUCCCAGUCUGUUCAUCUAUCUAUCUAUCUAUCUAUCUAUCUAUCCCAGUCUGUUCCUAUCUAUCUAUCUAUCUCAGUCUGUUCCUAUCUAUCUAUCUAUCUAUCUAUCUAUCUAUCUAUCUAUCUAUCUAUCUAUCUAUCCCAGUCUGUUCCUAUCUAUCUAUCUCUAUCUAUCUAUCCCUAUCUAUCUAUCUAUCUAUCCCAGUCUGUUCGUAUUCAUUCAUCUAUCCCAGUCUGUUCCUAUCUAUCUAUCUAUCUAUCUAUCUAUCUAUCUAUCUAUCUAUCUAUCUAUCUAUCUAUCUAUCUAUCUCAGUUUGUUCAUAUCUAUCUAUCCACGUUUGUUCACAUCUGCCUAUCUAUCUCGUUUUACUUUCUCGCUUUCUCUCUGCCCUCUUUCAUAAAUUUUUUCUCUCUACCAAAUUCUCUCUGCUUUCUUCUCCCGCCCUAUCUCUGGCCUUCUUUAUUACUCUCUCUCUCUCUCUCUCUCUCUAAGACGUUUUUUCUUGACACUCGUCGGUUCUUUCAUGGUACCGAUCUUUCAUCAUUUUUUUUUCGUCUCGCAAAGAAUGCAGUUUUAUCUCUUCAUUUAAAGCUAUUUCAAAUUUCUAUCUUUGGGCUCGCCGUAAAUCUAUCUAUCUAUCUAUCUAUCUAUCUAUCUAUCUAUCUAUCUAUCUAUCUGUUAUUCCCAUCUAUCUAUCUUAUUUAUCUAUCUAUCUAUCUAUCCUAUCUAUUUGUUCUAUCUAUCUAUCUCAGUCUAUUCUGUUCAUAUCUAUCUAUCUAUCUAUCUAUCUAUCUAUCUAUCUAUCUAUCUAUAUUUUUGCCUACUCAUAUUUUUCUAUCUAUCUAUCUAUCUAUCUAUCUAUCUAUCUAUCUAUCUAUCUAUCUAUCUAUCUAUCUAUCAUUUAGUCUGUUCAUAUCUAUUCAUCUAUCUGCCUACUCAUAUCUAUCUAUCUAUCUAUUUUUAUGCCUACUCAUAUCUAUCUAUCUAUCUAUCUAUCUAUCUAUCUAUCUAUCUAUCUAUCAUUUAGUCUAUUCAUAUGUAUCUAUCUAUCUAUAUAUCUAUCUAUUUAUCUAUCUAUCUGCCUACUCAUAUCUAUCUAUCAAUCUAUUUAUCUAUCUAUAUCUAUCUAUCUAUCUAUCUAUCUAUCUAUCUAUAUUUCUGCCUAUUCAUAUCUAUCUGUCUAUCUAUCAUUUAGUCUAUUCAUAUCUAUCUAUAUGUCUAUAA